AUGGAUAUGUCUGGAAUGACCACCACCACCAUGUCAAUGGGGACAGCCACAACAACAGCAAUGUCCAUGGCUACAUCCACAUCUUCUUCGAUGGACAUGGAUUCAAGCAUGUCCAUGUCCAUGUCCGACAUGUCAAUGACAUUCUUCACCUCCUUUAAAACCCCGCUAUACGCCGACGACUGGACUCCCACGUCAAAGGGAACUUACGCCGGGACUUGUAUCUUUUUGAUUGUCCUUGCCAUCAUCUUACGCGUGCUCAUUGCCGUGCGUCCAGUCCUGGAGGGUCGUCUUUGGACAGACGGCAUCAGCCAUGGGAGUGAGCCUCUCAUCGGGGAGCACGACGGUGGAAAACAAAUCUCUGGUGCGCAGCAGAGCAUGCAAGAAAUCGGACGCAGGUGGUCCAGAUGGCGCGUGAAUCCUGCCGCAGGCCGUGCGACCUUUGAAUUAAUACUUGCUGGAGUUGCCUACCUCUUGAUGCUGGCGAUUAUGACUAUGAAUGUUGGAUAUUUUCUUUCUGUCCUUGGGGGCAUUUGGUUGGGCACGUUUAUUAUGGGCAGUGUCGCUGCUGAUAGUACUUGGAUGCAUUGCUGA
Messenger RNA from Penicillium verhagenii, 591 nucleotides. RefSeq names its product copper transporter family protein. Gene Ontology annotation, biological process: intracellular copper ion homeostasis; copper ion transmembrane transport. The record is from RefSeq and is a predicted model, not a curated record. The transcript is spliced from 2 exons. Gene Ontology annotation, cellular component: plasma membrane. Gene Ontology annotation, molecular function: copper ion transmembrane transporter activity. The coding region runs from base 1 to 591 and encodes 196 amino acids. Lineage: Eukaryota; Fungi; Ascomycota; Eurotiomycetes; Eurotiales; Aspergillaceae.